Messenger RNA from Salpingoeca rosetta, 5244 nucleotides. RefSeq lists its product as uncharacterized. The record is from RefSeq and is a predicted model, not a curated record. Lineage: Eukaryota; Choanoflagellata; Craspedida; Salpingoecidae. The transcript is spliced from 3 exons. The coding region runs from base 283 to 4887 and encodes 1534 amino acids.
UGGAGAAUUGACUGCACUGCGGCCUCGUUGUUUGUUGUCCGCCAACCCACAGGCACUCGUCGACACAAAGGGACAAGGUCUGCCAGACGCACGUGUGCGACGACAGCACCGACAAGGGAUUGGUGUUCCUCAUGGCACAGAGAGCCCGCAAGCAACAGCCGCUGCCCACCAGUUCGUUCACGUCUUCUUGCGUUCAUGCGUUUGGGAGAGACGGCUGCUUGAAGGCUGCACUGUCCCUUCCAAGGCCGCCUACUUUCCCCGGGCUCGUUGGCGGACGCGUGAAUGGCAUCUCAACCCCCGGGCUUUGACAACCGCGGUCAUGGCGCCUCUGGGUCGACGCCAGGUGGCCUCCCCUCGAUGCACGUCCAGCCGCCGCCACCGCCAGCACUGCCACUGCCACUGCCAUCGACAGGAACGGGUGUUCACAGCGGUGACAUGCAACUCCGGGCGGCGUACGCAUCACCCCAACCCGCCCUUCAGCCACCGGUCCGCUCGCAGCCGGACCUAUCGAUGGGCGUGCCUCUUCCGGUUCCAUAUUGCCAGCCCCAAUCUGCACAGCUGCACCCACCGCAUCAACAACACACCCAGCAACAUACCCCUCGUCAGCGUGCACAACAGCAGCUUCUCGUGCCCAGUGGACAGCACGCGCCGCAGCACGCUGUUGGCUUUGGGCCCGUCGCUGCGAGGUCACAGACACCCCUGCAUCACAGCGCAUACCCCGUUCCUCAGCAUGUGCAUCAGCACGUGCCUCAGACCUACGCUCCACCAUAUGCACACCAGCAAAUGGCGCUUCCCACACCGGCGCCAAUGCAACAACAGCCUUUCCACCAGCUGAAUCCGCUGCACCAGCUGCACCACGCACAGCAGCAGCAGCUGCUGCAGCUGCAGCAAUUUCAAUUCGGGCACUACCAUCAACACCAGGUGUCGGGGGCGUAUGUUCUCCCUCAAGCCAAUCCAAGCACAGCAGCAACAGCACAAGUCAUCGACAGGCAAAUGCUCCAGGCGCACAGGAGGAACACCAACCAAGCACUGGCGCACCGCCAUCACAACCUCCGCCCACACAAACAGCACCGUGCACGCCCGCACUCACGCACGUCAUCCACAUCCUCAUCGACAUUGUCACAUGCGAAGCGAAGGGGCAAACGGAAGAAGAACGAGAGGAACCGACGCAGCAAGAAGCACAGGGCGCGGCAUCUGGCCCGCCACGGCUCCAGGCGCAGUGACAGCAGAGGAUCGCUUCGUCGUCACAGCAGCGCAACCAGCCGACGUGGCAGCCGGUAUGGUGAUGACGUGCGUGUUGUUUCUGGUGGUGCUGGUGGUGGUGAUGAUCAUGAUGAUGAUGAUCAUGAUGACGACGAUAAUGGUGGUGAUCGUGCUGGUGCUGGCGAUGAUGAUGAUCAUGCUGAUGAUGAUGGUGAUGUUGAAUUGAUUAGGAGGAGGAGGCAGCGGCAGCGGCAGCAACAGGACGAGGAAGAGGUGGAGGAGGAGAGUGUGCGAAGUGGCGCAGCUGGCAAGAGGACUGGCGUUCGAGUGAGGAGUGUUGAUGACGACGACAAUGACGAGAACAAUGACGAGGAUGGUCAUGAUGAUGAUGAUGAUGAUGAUGAUGAUGAUGAUGAUGAUGAUGCUGUCGACGACCACAACAGUUGCGACAGUGAUGAUGGUGAUGGGAGCGAUCGACAUGGCAGGAGCGACGAUGAUCAGCCAAGACGACGCAAGGCCAAGGCAGACAGAGCUACGACAAUUAGGGGCAGGAGAGACAAGAAGAGGCAACCCAGGAAGGCCAGGAAGACAAGGAAGGCAAGGAAUGUCAAGAAGGCAAAGAAGCGGAGGGUGGAGAAGAAGAGCAAGAGAAGGAGUGCAGCAGGUGCCAUGGGGAGUGCUGUAUUAGCGCACCGCGACAAUCAACAAUCGCGCAGAGCGAGUCGGGUGGAUCCAGAGGUGAUUGUGAUCUCUUGUGACGAGUCGUCGACCGACAGUGACACCAGCAACAGCAACAGCAUGGGUGGUGCUGACGAGCCUGCCCGUGGUGAGGGCGGUGUGCAUCUGGCGUCAGAGUUGCAGGUUGAAGGACAGUUUCUCUGCAAUCUCAACACGUUUUCUGCGCGCGUGCCGUUUCUGCUCACGUGUGGCGACCGCGGACUUCCCGUCCGGCCGCGCACGUGCGCAUACGCCUGGCCAGAUCUUCCUGCGCCGCUCCCGCUGCUGCCACUCACCGAUGAGAAGGACCAGCACGCAUCUGCGCAUGGUGACAAGAGCACAAGGCCGCAAUCGGCACGUCACGGUCGACCAGCACUGGCCCACGGCGCCAACUCGCACGCUAACAGUGCCAGCCAACCACCGCCACCAACAAAACCGCCACCGACAACAGCACCACCACCAGCAACAGCAGCAGCAGCAGCACGAGGGGUGUGGGCUUGGGGAUCUGGUGCUGCGAGUGGGAACGCGCCAAAUGCGCCCCUAUCGUCGUCAUCAACGUGGCCAACGCCAACAGCAGCAGCGCCGACGAUGACAGCACCACCAACAACAACACCAACACCAACAACGGUAACGCCAACACCCACGACGGCAACAACAAAUCCACGGCCGCUGGCGUCGGAAAUGGCAGUGGGUGACCGCGCCACUGGUGCCGGUACUGAUGGCCGCAUAUGUGCCACCACCACCACCACCACCACCACCACCACCACCACCACCACCACCACCACCACCAAAAACACCGGCAGCAGUGCACCGCCCAAUGUGUGUCGCCCUCAGCCCAGGAUCAAGGCAAGCCUUUCCAAGCGCGGGGUGCAUAUGCUCGCGAGGCAGAUGCAGAGCAUGCACGAUUGCAUCGAUGACCAAGUGUGCGAGGGUGUAUACUUGCUUGCAAGGGAGCUGGAGGAGGAAAAUGCCAAACAAAAUCGCACGCAGAGGAAGGCGGGUCACCCACGCAGAGGGCGCGCUGGGCGCAAAACCAGAAGAAAAGACAACACCAACAACGGCGCUGGCGCAGACGGUGGCGAUGACAUUGAUGCUGUGAUUCCCGCGUUGACGACGCGCUUCCGACCGUUUCACAAGGACUUGCACUCGAGUGCAGGCGUUGGCCUGCGGGUGCUGACGUGGCUGUGGAUGAGAGAGAGGCGAAAGGCCGCAGACGACAGCAACAACAACGACGACGACGACGACAACAGCAACAACAACAACAACAACAACAACAACAACAACAACAACAGCGACGACGACGAUGAUGAUGAUGAUGAUGAUGAUGAUGAUGAUGAUGAUGAUGAUGAUGAUGAUGAUGAUGAUGAUGAUGAUGAUGAUGAUGAUGAUGAUAAGAGUGCGACUGCUAACGCAAGCGCUACCCCAUCAGCAAUGCCAAGGUCCAAGCAGCCCGCAGUCACACGACGGUGCAAGUUGCUACACGUGCACAAGAGGCGAGAUGGCGCGCUGGCAGCGCUCGUGCGACACAUGACUGUACAGCACGCCAACGGCGAACACGCACGGCUUCAGCUGAGUAGGCUGUGGUUUCGGCGUGCGCUGUGUCCGAGGGAGGUUGUGGCGUCGUACGUGGGCGUGGGCGGUGAAUUGGUGGACCUCCGUGACGCUGCGUAUCGGAAAGAAGAGGAAGAGGACAGGGAGGCGCGAGAGCGACGAUUGGGGCGAUUUAGAUGGAACAGACAGCAGAAACCGGGAGUGGAGGAGAUGGCGUCUGGAGGACGUGGCAUGUAUGUGUCAUGGAACUUCCGACGGGCGGGUAUCGGUGGUGGUGGUGGUGGUGGUGGUGAUGGUGGUGGUGGGUCGAAGCACGUUGCUGGCGUUGAGCGUACGCUGGCCGGACAGGAAGCGACGGCACCGGGUGCUAUCACCACGGCGGCGUCACAGGGCGACGAAGGUCGCAAGCAACAGCAACAACAACAACAACAACAACAACAACAACAACAACAACAACAACAACAACAACAACAACAACAACAACAACAACAACAACAACAACAACAACAACAACAACAGGAGGCGCAUGCUAGGGUGCAACAGCUGUUGCAGCAGGGAGAGUGGCAACGGCAGGCAACGGUUGCUGUGCACUUACGCGAGCAGCAACGUGUUGGGCGACUGCAGCAACAACAACAACAACAAGUGUCACAUGAGCAGCACGCACACGUUGCCCGUGCCCAUCAGCCUGCACUUGCCCCAACACACGGGCAGCAGCUGCAGGGACACCAACCCCACCAACGACGUGAACCGCCACCUCACCCGCAUCACGACCGCCAACAAGUGUCACUACCGCUCCCGCGGCAAGAACAACAACAACAACAACAACAACAACAACAACAACAACAACAACAACAACAACAACAACAACAACAACAACAACAACAACAACAACAACAACAACGCCAUCUCGCCUCAGCAGCAGCAGCCCCACCACAGCGGCAGCAACCGUGGCGCCAUCACCCGCACCAGGGACAGUACUACCGCCCUCCAGCCAACAACAAGAACCUCCUAUUUUAUCUGCAACAGAACCCGCGCUUGCUCAACAAGCAGCUGCAUCAACAGCACGCCAUUCAGCAGCAGGGCAGGCGCCGCGCUGCUGUGCGCAGACACGCGCUCGCACGGGCGAGGAAAGCGGCCACUGGCAAGUACAAACUAGCGGCAGGCGAGACGUCAUCAGCAUCAGCCUCGACAGUGCCCAACAGCAACAACAGCCACGCCAAGGGCCCCGCAAAGGGCAGCGACAACAGGGCUGACCCCCAUGAUCAGUCGUCUGAGGAAAAGGUGACGGCCCAACCAGCUGCUGCGAAUGAUGAUGGUAGUGAUGAUGGUGACAGUGGUGACAGCGGUGAUGGUGGUGAUGAUGGUGACAGUGAUGAUGGCGGUGGGGUGAAAAGUGAAGAAGACGGCGACGAGUAAAAGUUUGGCAAGCGAGCGUGUGCUGUGUGCAUGCGUGUGCGUGGCAUAUGUAUAUGAUGUGCACUGUGUGCGUGUGAUCGAACCUAAGGGAAUGUGAAGCAUGUGCGAGCAUGUGUGUAUGUGUGUAUGUGUGUGUGUGUGUGUGUGCGUGCGUGCGCGUAUGUAUUUGUGGCGAGACACGCUUCAUUUGUAUUUGUGGAGAGGCCUGCCUCGUUUGUACUACUACUGGCAAGCAAAGCAUGGCUCAUAUGUAUUUGUGCAUUGUCUCGCGUUGUUCACAUUCGUGUAUGUUGUGUGUUUCAUGUGUAUUCAUUGGUUGUUGUUGCGGCUGCGCCAUCAUGUAAACAGACUUGAGGA